GGGAGGGGGGUCAUCCAACUGCUGGUUUACUCUCUCAAAAAGGCUGCAACAGCCUGGGCGAGGCCAGGCUAAAGCCAGGAGCCUGGAGCUCCAAAUGGAUCUCCCAUGUGGAUGCAGGGGCCUGAGGACUCUGGCCCUCCUCCGCUGCUUUCCCAGGCUCAUUAGCAGAGACUGGAUUGGAAGUGGAGCAGCCAGGGCUCAAACCAGCGCCCAUAUGGGAUGCUGGCAUGGCUUUAACCAGCUGCGCCACAAGGCCAGCCCCAACAUUUGCAUUUUAACUCAGAAAUAGAGAAACUGCACCGGGGACUGAGCGGCUCCCCAGACCCUUCCCCGCCCAGCGUCUGCCGCUGCUCGCUGGGCCAGGUGGGCGGGCGAGGCCCGGAUCACCAGGGCUUCCUGUCUGGACUUCAGAGCCUCCUGUGUCUCCAGGAUGGGCCUCUCCGGAGCCCAGGACGCCUAGCACCCAGACAGGCAGCCCGUGUGAGAUGGGAGGGCCCCAGCCUGCCGCCCCAGUUCCUCCUCACCCCUACCACCUACCAGUUUCUUGCCCUCUGCCCUCUUCAGCUUCUGUGGGGGCCAGCGUGGGUGCUUGGCUGCAAGGCUGGGGGAGGGGGGAGGCUGGGGAGCUGAGCAGCCUGAGUCAGACCUGCCAGGGGAAUCGUCUAAUGGUCUUAGGGCAGCUUAGCUGUCCUGGACCUGCCCCCUGCCACCAAUCACGUCCACCUGGCCUGGAGCUGCAGAAGGAGCUGGGCAGGGAGAGGAGAGGGCCCGAGCCUGAGGCGUCAGUCGGCAGAGGCCUGGGAGCAGACACAGACCCUCGUCCGGGACGUGCCUCGGGGCCAAGAUGGGGCAGCAGUUCAGCUGGGAGGAGGCGGAGGAGGCCGGCGAGAUGGACGUGGCCGAGCUGCAGGAGUGGUACAAGAAGUUCGUGGUGGAGUGCCCGAGCGGCACCCUCUUCAUGCACGAGUUCAAGCGCUUCUUCAAGGUCACGGGCAACGAGGAGGCCACCCAGUAUGUGGAGGGCAUGUUCCGAGCCUUCGACAAGAACGGGGACAACACCAUCGACUUCCUGGAGUACGUGGCCGCCCUGAACCUCGUGCUCAGGGGCACCCUGGAGCACAAGCUGAAGUGGACCUUCAAGAUCUACGACAAGGACCGCAACGGCUGCAUCGACCGCCUGGAGCUGCUGGACAUCGUGGAGGCGAUUUACAAGCUGAAGAAAGCCUGCCGGGUGGACAUGGAGGUCGAGCAGCAAGGCGAGCUGCUCACGCCGGAGCAGGUCGUGGACAGGAUCUUCCUGCUGGUGGAUGAGAACGGAGAUGGGCAGCUGUCUCUGAACGAGUUCAUCGAAGGCGCGCGCCGCGACCCGUGGGUGAUGAAGAUGCUGCAGAUGGAUGUGAACCCUGGCGGCUGGAUCUCGCAGCAGAGACGGAAAAGUGCCAUGUUCUGAGGGGCCUGGGGCCGCACGGGCGUCCCUGACCCCCUCCACGACUCCAGGCUGGCCCAGGACUUCACUAUUGUGGGAGGGGCCCCGGCUCAGCCUGUCCACGUCCACUGCCACCCUGGCAGGCACUUCCCAGCUCUUCCCGCAGGGCUGAGUGGGGCUGGGGGAGGGCUGCAGGGGCAGACAUGGAGGAGUCACUGGGGCUUCCAGGGAACUCAGAUACUCCCCCCCCCCCAUUCCCCAUCAGCUGCUCCUGGCGGAACUGUGCCUGGCCGGGUGGGUGGGGGGCACCCACAGGAGUCUCGGAGCUCUCAGUUGGAAGCAGGGGCCGAUCAGCCGUGGGAGUGCCCACGCUGCAGGGUGGCAUGCCAAGACUGGCAGGAGAAGGGGCUGGCAGGAGUUGAGACUAAAUAAAGUGGGGGUGGGGAGUUACUAAGUCCAUAAUCCCCAGGAUCCCGCGGAGUGUUGGGGGGGAGGGGCGAGGACCUGUCCUCCUCCCAGGUGUGUCCUCAGCAGGGUCCGGCUGUGCUCAAAGGGCUGCCUCCCCAGCCCUGCUGCCCACCCACCAAACUCGCCACUUCCCCCACUCCCAUCCCAGCUUGGACCUUCCACGACUCCCAGCCGUCAGCCCGCGUCUCCUUAAAGGAUAGAGGAAGCUUCUCUGUGUCCCUGGGGAGGGCUCUGACCUGGGUUGUGGGCCAGGCUCUGCCUCCGACGGUGGCGGGACCCCAGCCGGCCUUCCCCCCGAACCUCGGGCCCCUCACCUGGGCAGUGAGCAGGCUGGACGCGGUGAGCAGCAGGCAGACCUGUAUUUUUUUAAGUCGUGGAGUUCGCUCUCGUUUUACCAACUCUUAUGCGUGACCCCAAUACAGAAACUAGAUGAGGAGGGGACCACUGUGGUUGAGAUGGGACCGAGGCGCUGGGAGCCCUCCCAGCCCUGGGGCCGGCCGGGCCAGGGAGCGGAUGGAGGAAAGCUAGUGGAAGCAUCUACCGCACCCUGAGUAACUGGGUGCUUACGUCAAUACACGAGGAGCGACGCUCAUCUACUGAGCCUGUGGUUUGGCUGCUAGGGUAUCUCAUGAUAGAGUCGUGUGAAGUUUCCUCUAGAGGUCAAUUGUAGAAAUAAAAACCGUUGAUUCAAA
Oryctolagus cuniculus (rabbit) is the source of this 2586-nucleotide messenger RNA. RefSeq names its product guanylate cyclase activator 1B (gene GUCA1B). Gene Ontology annotation, biological process: visual perception. Lineage: Eukaryota; Metazoa; Chordata; Mammalia; Lagomorpha; Leporidae. Gene Ontology annotation, molecular function: calcium ion binding; calcium sensitive guanylate cyclase activator activity. Gene Ontology annotation, cellular component: photoreceptor inner segment; cone photoreceptor outer segment. The record is from RefSeq and is a predicted model, not a curated record.